GUUCCAGGAUGUCGCGCUGUUGAAGUACUUCCGGGUUGUACAUGGCGGCUCUGCAGUAAUCCGAAUAGGUAGAAUAACGUUAACGUUUCUGAAAAUGUUCCAUUUAAAUGUCUUACCGAGGUUUAGAUUUAUCUCAAGAAAUCAGCAGAUAUUAAAACACAUCCACCGAGGCAGCGUUUAUUUCCUGAGCAGCUCUCAGACAUCUUCUGCUCUGAACAAUAACCAUCAUUUACUGCAGUCAGUCCAGAGGACAUCCUUAACAUCCUUAACACCCUUAAGAUCCCAGAGAAAUCAGAUUCGACCCUGCGCGUACGGACAAUGUUAUUCCUCACUGCCGGGCAGUACUGACGACGGAGUUCUGAUCUACACCGGCAAUCUGGGCAAGGCCGUGCUCGGCGUGAAGUUUUUCUCGUACUCCAGUAGCAUGUUCAGUUUGUGUGUGAUGCCCCUCGUCCUCAUGAAGACGGGCAUCGGCAUGAGCAGCUUUGCGAUGAAGGCGGCUUUCUGCGGUUUUAUCGGCUUCUUCACGUUCCUGACUCCGGUCCUCCUCCACCUCGUCACCAAAGGCUACGUGGUGCGCUUGUAUCACGACAAAGAGACGGACAUGUACACGGCUGUCACGUACAGCGCGCUGCUGGUGGAGAAGAAGACCACGUUUCACCAGAGCGACGUGAAAGUCCCAGACGUGAGCCGAAUGUUCACGAGUUUCUACGCCAAGAAGCAGUCGAUGCUCAUAAACCCGAUGCUGUUCGACAUGCCACACGACUACAAUCACCUCAUGGGCUACGAUCAGCCUUUCUCCUUCGACCCAGACGACAUCAGUAAUGAUAAAAAUUAGCCGUUGUCACUCAUUUUAAUUUAAAACAUAAUAAAAGUUUAUUAAGAAAGCA
Messenger RNA from Ictalurus punctatus (channel catfish), 890 nucleotides. RefSeq names its product transmembrane protein 70 (gene tmem70). The transcript has 3 exons. The record is from RefSeq and is a predicted model, not a curated record. Gene Ontology annotation, cellular component: mitochondrial membrane. Gene Ontology annotation, biological process: mitochondrial proton-transporting ATP synthase complex assembly. Lineage: Eukaryota; Metazoa; Chordata; Actinopteri; Siluriformes; Ictaluridae. The coding region runs from base 95 to 838 and encodes 247 amino acids.